This is a messenger RNA of Spizellomyces punctatus DAOM BR117, 1353 nucleotides long. RefSeq lists its product as uncharacterized. The record is from RefSeq and is a predicted model, not a curated record. Gene Ontology annotation, biological process: regulation of mitotic cytokinesis. The coding region runs from base 1 to 1353 and encodes 450 amino acids. Lineage: Eukaryota; Fungi; Chytridiomycota; Chytridiomycetes; Spizellomycetales; Spizellomycetaceae. The transcript has 3 exons. Gene Ontology annotation, molecular function: GTPase activator activity.
AUGGCGUUGGGCAGCAAAAAGAAUGGUGGCAAGAAUUCCAAGAGCCAGAAGGCUAAAAAAUCCAUCAAUGCACUUGUUCUUGCAUCAGGAACGCUAGCAACACCUUCUGUCCCGUCCUUCUUCUCCGCAAUACAGGUCCACCUUCGCCCCCGAUCGAAAAAUGACGGCCCUUUGAAGCCGCGAGCAUUGUCCGCGUCACGUCGAGCGCAGAGUAUGAGUGUACUCAGUACAGAUACUGCUGCAUUGGCCGCGGUGAAAAGUAAUGCCCAGCGUGAACCGCCCGUUAUGAUAGAGCGGCGGAUACCUACGCGGGGUCCGGUAAAGCAGCCGACGCCUACAAGUGAUAAUUUUCGUCCCCAACAUGUUGAGACUCGUUCAAGCGCCGAUAAAAUAGUAAGCAGUACAGAACGGGCGGACAUCACGGGUGAAUGCAAAUUCUCGGGUGUUCCAGUCGAAGAUAACGACGUGGAUUUGGAUUUUGAUGUAGAGUUUGGGUUCACGGAUGUCCGGCAUGCACCAUUGGCCAACCUGGGGCAUAUACUAGCUGAUGAAAAUCCGACAUCUGGUCCAAUACAUGCCAAUACCCAAGACAACAGCAAGAAUCCAUUGACUCGCAAAUCCUCAGACCGCAACAUAUCUCCCCGUCGAAUCCAAUCUGCACCUACCGGCCUGCUAAAAAUGUAUGAUGAGAGCAUGCUCUUAGAAGACGACCCUACAGAUGAGUGGUUUGUACCUUCCGUAAAGGCAAAAGCGGAGCGUAGACUUGGGCGUGGUGGAAUGGUGGGAGCAGAAGAAGAAGAAGAAGAUGAGGGAAUCAAAUUGGAGAGCUGGGAUGAUGAUUUUGAUGUUGGUGAAAAGGAUGAUUUGGAUAUCCCGGAUUCUGUUCAGAAUCUUCAAAAGCAUAUUCGGGGUGAUGUGGUCAAUCUGAAAAAGUUUGCUCUUCAUAUCGAAGAUCUGAAGUUAAUAUUCCUUGACAUGCACGACAUGGCAUCAGGAAUUCCUUCCAACCACACCCAAGCACUACGGACCCUCCAAACCACAUACAAUAAAGAAAUCGAGAAAGCCGAAGUUUUAAUUGCUAUAGGUGACUACGCCGAGGACCGACCUCAAUGCACUGCACCCACAGCACGACACCUACGCGUUUUGGCGGAAAUGUUGCUAGGAGGGGCUAAAGGGAACGUACUCUCAUCUCAAGCCGCGGAAGAUAUCACGCGGAUGGUCGAGCAGGAAAGUCUGGCGUUUGGGGUGGAACUUGUUCCAGCUUUAAUGAAGCAUAUGAGCCCACUAAAGCAGGCGUUGACAAUGUACGUGGAACAAUUGAGGCAGCUCUUACUGCAGGGAAAUGACUUUUGA